AUGGUCGGUGACAGCACAACUCAAAAUAAGUCCGAGCUUAACAUUCUAGAGAAGAUGUCACCCAAAAAGUUGGUUAUGCUAGCGUUUAUCCCCAUCUCCUUGAAGUUCUUGGUUACUGCUUCCAAGUCCUUGCCAAGUUUUAAUUCAUUUUCACCGUACAAAAACUCGUUUGGUUUGAAAACCUGCGCUGUAGAUGUGGCAGACGAGCAGUUUGUUUUUUCAUAUGAUUCGCGCGUGAAAUGUGUAGCGAUGUGUUCUGCGGUGGUUGGUUGCGUCGGCUGCAACUACCACCUCGAGAGAAGAGUCUGUCAACUCUUCAAAAAUCGAACCAAACUUGGUCAAGUGCAUGAUGCUGCAGGCCUGUGCACUUUCUACGAAAAAUCAGGCAACCAACUUCUACAUGACGAAUUCAGCGCCAGGUACAUAAACUGCUACGUGGAUGUGAAGACGGACAGGGACCUGCUCCAGCUUGCUAUUGAUAAUCAGAUGAGUCGGGCCUGGUGUCUCCUCUACUGUCUCAACCUCAACUACACCUUCUUUGGACUUCAGGCAAUUUUUAUUUUAUUGAUUUGA
This is a messenger RNA of Helobdella robusta, 573 nucleotides long. RefSeq lists its product as hypothetical. Lineage: Eukaryota; Metazoa; Annelida; Clitellata; Rhynchobdellida; Glossiphoniidae. The record is from RefSeq and is a predicted model, not a curated record. The transcript has 5 exons. Bases 1 to 573 code for a protein of 190 amino acids.